AUGGAGCCACCAUACAGCUCAGCGGCGUCUGCUAACAUCGAGGUGUGGAGGAGUGGCCCGGAAGAUCCUUCACCCCCACCAAACAUUUUUUUUGAUACGCCCGUGAGAGGAGAACACGGAGACUCCGGCAUGUCUUCCCUGAACCUGGCACCGCUGGAGCUUGAGACAUUACCCAAUUUUUUCUCCGUGCCUCCCUGCCCUCCUUACAAAUAUGGACAUCUCAGUGACAGAGACCACCCACCUAAAGCUCCACAUGAGAUAGCGGACGCCCUGCUGUCACUGAAACACGCUGUAGUUCACCCAGACCUACGAGGGUCGCUCUCCCCUUUGUCUCCCCCGCCCCACUCGGCCGGACCCAUGCCGCAUCUCAGUCACUCUGCCUCAUACAGCUCCUCACAGACCAUGACGGGCUACAGCAUCCCGUCCCCUGGACCUCACGGCUACCACCACAACCACCCGUACUCGCACGCACCGCCCCAGGGGCUCGCCUACGCUGUCAACCACAACCCCUCAGUACCGCAAGGUUCUUACGCCCCUCAGAGCUUAGUGCCCUCGUCACACGCCCAAUACUCUCAAUACCCCGAAGCUUGCCCCAGCCCAAACCUACAACCGUCCUCAGUGCAGACGGCGAACGUACACUUUCCUGCCAUGAGCGUCAAUGUGUCUAUGAGUAUGAACGUGGGUGUUCCACCUCCGUUGGGCCCGGGGCCUAGCCAGUACAACUGUGGACCUGGAUCUAGCAGUGCAUGUGGUCCGGGGCAAAACUGGGCCUUACAACCGCCCAGCCCACCUCCUUUGCCACCCCCGCCCUCCGCGGCCAUCCCGCAGUACCACCACUCAUCGCCUGUGUCUAGUCUACAGAGCCAUUGCGGCGGCAGCUACCCAAACCAAACCCACCCUUUUUCUCACUUCACCACCGACUACAGGUCAAUGCCACCAGACCCACGCACGGCUGUGUAUUACAAACCGGUAUCAGAUUCCUAUAAAGAGAGCAAGUUUUGUCAGAUGACCCAUCAUCACCACCACCAUCACCAGCACGUCUUGAAGCGCACGCGGUUCCCUCCGGACCGCUCUCUGUCCACGGGAUCGGGACUCGACGGUGGCCUCAUCAAGACCAACCUGUGUCGAUUCUGCGGCAAGACGUACGCGCGUCCAAGUACUCUGAAGACACAUCUGCGCACACACUCUGGAGAAAAGCCUUACCGCUGCAGCACAUGCAACAAAGCCUUCUCCCAGGCCGCAAACCUAACGGCACACCUGAGGACUCACUCUGGUGAGAAACCGUUCCACUGUCCAGUGUGUGAGAGACGCUUCUCCCAGAGUUCCUCUGUCACCACGCACAUGCGCACACACUCGGGAGAACGCCCCUACCGAUGCAGGAUGUGCAAAAAGGCGUUCUCCGACAGCUCUACCCUGACCAAACAUCUGAGAAUACACAGCGGGGAAAAGCCCUAUCAGUGCAAGCUUUGUUUGCUUCGCUUCUCACAAUCCGGCAAUCUCAACAGGCACAUGAGAGUCCAUUCAAGUAACAGCUGAGAUCGGCAGUUGGUGAAACAUAAACAUAAUUUGAUGAAAAGUGGAUUAGUAUUUCGCAACUCCAUUCAGCUUUGGAAAAGCAGACGUUCCAUACUGGAAAAAUCGCUUUGGUGUGAACAAUUCGUGGCUAGCCACUUAACUGUCGAUUCAUUAUCAAACAUCUCACGAAACAAUCUUUUAAAUAAUGAUAAGAUAAGACCAGAUACCGCAUCA
Aplysia californica (California sea hare) is the source of this 1749-nucleotide messenger RNA. Its product is annotated as protein glass-like. Bases 1 to 1536 code for a protein of 511 amino acids. Lineage: Eukaryota; Metazoa; Mollusca; Gastropoda; Aplysiida; Aplysiidae. The transcript has 2 exons. Gene Ontology annotation, cellular component: nucleus. The record is from RefSeq and is a predicted model, not a curated record.